Lolium rigidum is the source of this 644-nucleotide messenger RNA. RefSeq names its product major pollen allergen Bet v 1-L-like. The coding region runs from base 46 to 540 and encodes 164 amino acids. The transcript has a single exon. Gene Ontology annotation, cellular component: nucleus; cytoplasm. The record is from RefSeq and is a predicted model, not a curated record. Gene Ontology annotation, biological process: abscisic acid-activated signaling pathway; defense response. NCBI's taxonomy places the organism in Eukaryota, Viridiplantae, Streptophyta, Magnoliopsida, Poales, Poaceae. Gene Ontology annotation, molecular function: protein phosphatase inhibitor activity; abscisic acid binding; signaling receptor activity.
CAGCAGAAGUCUGCAAAAACUUGCCCGCACCGAUCCACUGAUAAGAUGGCGGCCGGUUGUGUCAUCACCGAGGAGUGCGGCUUGGCGGUGCCUGCCGACCGGAUGUGGAAGGUGGCCUGCGCCGGAGACAACAAGGAGGCACUGCUCAAGGCCUGUGCGGGCUUCAUCGAGGCCGUGGACGUGGAGGGCGACGGCGGGCCUGGAAGCGUCACCACCCUGACGCUCAGCCCAGCGGCAGCGGCAAAGGCGGGCGCCUGCGUGAUGAGGACCCGCCUGGUGGCGCGCGACGGCGCGGCGCGAGUACUCCGGACGGAGGUGCUGGAGAGCGGCAAGGUGAGCACCCAGCUCAAGUCGCAUGUGGUCGAGGCGAGGUUGGAGGCGGACGGGGAGGGUGCCUGCGUGGCCAAGCUCAGGGUGGAGUACGAGAGGCUCCGCGGCGGGACGCUGUCGCCGGUGGACCAGGCGGCGAUCCUCACCACGGGGUACCUUGGCCUACUCAAGAAGGUCGAGGCAUACCUCGUCGCGAAUCCUGAAGAGUAGGCCUAAAAUUCAGCCAAGAAGAGAGAUCACGGCGAUUCCACGCGGUAUUUGCUCGGUGAAUAUGGAGGCCUAAUUAGACAUGUUCCGAACUCCACCGACCAUAC